Molecule: messenger RNA, 588 nt
Organism: Gigantopelta aegis
Lineage: Eukaryota; Metazoa; Mollusca; Gastropoda; Neomphalida; Peltospiridae
Exons: 1
Coding region: 1-588 (195 amino acids)
Source: RefSeq, a predicted model, not a curated record
AUGAUGAGUGACAUCAUCAAGGCAUUCGACAGUCAACAGGAGCACUCAGUUUCCAUCUUGACGGCAAUCAACACAGCCCAUCGUGCUUGGCGUCACGUGACCUCAUCGUGUAUCGUGAACUGUUUUGCAAAGGGUGGGUUCAAAAGUGCUGCGUGUUCUGAGAGUUCUGACGACGAAGACGACAACACCCCGUUAGCAAAUCUACAGACAGUGUGGAAUGAACUAGUGAGAGCCAUGCCAGUGCCAGAUGGUGUCACUCUGGAAGAUUAUCUCACUGCAGACGAGCAAGUUGUAAUCACCGAACAGCUGACAGAUGACGACAUCGUUUCAGAGAUUAUCGGAAAACGAGACGGCCACAGUGAUUCUGAACCAGAGGACGAUACACAGGAGCCACCCGAACAGCCAACGCCCACAGCAGUUGAAACGCACAAGGCACUCGAGACAGUCAGACUGUUUUUUCACAGCAAAGGAGAUAUUCGAUUGCCAGUAUUUGACAGCAUUGCGGACAUUGACUCGGCAUUAGAAGUUAUGCGUCCAACGCUAAGUAAACAAACCACGAUUAGUGAUUACGUGACGAAACGUGAUUAG